AUAACAGCCAAUGCAGCCGCCAUCCACGCACAAGCAAAGAAGCAUGUCCCAUUUAAAUACACCCACGCAGCCCCAGCGCCCUUAGCUGAGCCGGGCGCGCAGCCCACACGCACCGCGGCUCCGGGCUUGGAGAUCAGCGCAGGUUGGGCUCCCGGACCUGGCGGACCGACGUGUGGGGGCUCGGGAUCGGGUGCUCUGGGGCCGGGGUGGGCUGGGAAGGCUGGGCCCGGGGCCUCUGGCGCGACACCCGCAUGAGGACGCGAGUAAAAUAGACCAAGGUGGAAUUUCCAAGGGAGAAGAUUCAGGGUGGUUUUGGACCAUUUCUCCCGCGAAGAAGUAGACAUGGCGAGCGACUCCCCGGCGCGUAGCCUGGAUGAAAUCGAUCUCUCGGCUCUGAGGGACCCUGCAGGGAUUUUUGAAUUAGUGGAACUUGUUGGAAAUGGAACAUAUGGACAAGUUUAUAAGGGUCGUCAUGUUAAAACAGGCCAGCUUGCAGCCAUUAAGGUUAUGGAUGUCACAGGGGAUGAAGAGGAAGAAAUCAAACAAGAAAUUAACAUGUUGAAGAAAUAUUCUCAUCACCGGAAUAUUGCUACGUACUAUGGUGCUUUUAUCAAAAAGAACCCUCCAGGCAUGGAUGACCAACUUUGGUUGGUGAUGGAGUUUUGUGGCGCUGGCUCUGUCACCGACCUGAUCAAGAACACAAAAGGUAACACGCUGAAGGAAGAAUGGAUUGCGUACAUCUGCAGGGAGAUCUUACGAGGGCUGAGUCAUCUGCACCAGCAUAAAGUGAUUCAUCGAGAUAUUAAAGGGCAGAAUGUCUUGCUGACUGAGAAUGCAGAAGUUAAACUAGUGGACUUUGGUGUCAGUGCCCAGCUUGAUCGAACAGUGGGCAGGAGAAACACCUUCAUCGGGACCCCUUACUGGAUGGCACCUGAGGUUAUUGCCUGUGAUGAAAACCCAGAUGCCACGUAUGAUUUCAAGAGUGACUUGUGGUCUCUGGGAAUCACUGCUAUCGAGAUGGCAGAAGGCGCUCCCCCUCUCUGUGACAUGCACCCCAUGAGAGCCCUCUUCCUCAUUCCCCGGAACCCAGCACCUCGCCUGAAGUCCAAGAAGUGGUCAAAAAAAUUCCAGUCAUUUAUUGAGAGCUGCUUGGUAAAGAAUCACAGCCAGCGACCAGCAACAGAACAGUUGAUGAAGCAUCCAUUCAUACGAGACCAACCUAAUGAACGACAGGUCCGCAUUCAACUCAAGGACCAUAUUGACAGAACAAAGAAGAAGCGAGGAGAGAAAGAUGAGACAGAGUAUGAGUACAGCGGAAGUGAGGAAGAAGAGGAGGAGAAUGACUCAGGAGAGCCCAGCUCCAUUCUGAACCUACCCGGGGAGUCCACACUGCGGCGGGACUUCCUGAGGCUCCAGCUGGCCAACAAGGAGCGUUCGGAGGCCCUGAGGCGGCAGCAGCUGGAACAGCAGCAGCGGGAGAACGAGGAACACAAGCGGCAGCUGCUGGCCGAGCGCCAGAAGCGCAUAGAGGAGCAGAAGGAGCAGCGGCGGCGGCUGGAGGAGCAACAACGGCGAGAGAAGGAGCUGCGGAAGCAGCAGGAGAGAGAGCAGCGCCGGCACUACGAGGAGCAGAUACGCCGGGAGGAGGAGAGGAGGCGCGCGGAGCACGAGCAGGAGUACAUCAGGCGACAGUUAGAGGAGGAGCAGAGACAGUUAGAGAUCUUGCAGCAGCAGCUACUGCAUGAACAAGCUCUACUUCUGGAAUAUAAGCGCAAACAAUUGGAAGAACAGAGACAAGCAGAAAGACUACAGAGACAGCUGAAGCAAGAGAGGGACUACUUGGUUUCUCUUCAGCAUCAGCGGCAGGAGCAGAGGCCUGUGGAGAAGAAGCCACUGUACCAUUACAAAGAAGGGAUGAGUCCUAGUGAGAAACCAGCAUGGGCCAAGGAGGUAGAAGAGCGGUCAAGGCUCAACCGGCAGAGUUCACCUGCCAUGCCUCACAAGGUUGCCAACAGAAUAUCUGACCCCAACCUGCCCCCAAGAUCGGAAUCCUUCAGUAUCAGUGGGGUUCAGCCUGCUCGGACACCCCCCAUGCUCAGACCAGUCGAUCCCCAGAUUCCACAUCUGGUAGCUGUGAAAUCCCAGGGACCUGCCUUGACCGCCUCCCAGUCGGUGCACGAGCAGCCCACGAAGGGCCUCUCUGGGUUUCAGGAGGCUCUGAACGUGACCUCUCACCGUGUGGAGAUGCCGCGCCAGAACUCGGAUCCCACCUCUGAAAACCCUCCUCUCCCCACCCGCAUUGAGAAGUUUGACCGAAGCUCUUGGUUACGACAGGAAGAAGACAUUCCACCAAAGGUGCCUCAAAGAACAACUUCUAUAUCCCCAGCAUUAGCCAGAAAGAAUUCUCCUGGAAACGGUAGUGCUCUGGGACCCAGACUAGGAUCUCAGCCCAUCAGAGCAAGUAACCCUGACCUUCGGAGAACGGAGCCCAUCUUGGAGAGCCCCCUGCAGAGGACCAGCAGCGGCAGUUCCUCCAGCUCCAGCACCCCUAGCUCCCAGCCCAGCUCCCAAGGAGGCUCUCAGCCUGGAUCACAAGCGGGGUCCAGUGAGCGGACCAGAGUUCGAGCCAACAGUAAGUCGGAAGGAUCACCUGUGCUCCCCCAUGAGCCUUCCAAGGUGAAGCCAGAAGAAUCCAGGGACAUUACUCGACCUAGUCGGCCAGCUAGCUAUAAGAAAGCUAUAGAUGAGGAUCUGACGGCAUUAGCCAAAGAAUUAAGAGAGCUCCGGAUUGAAGAAACAAACCGCCCGCUGAAGAAGGUGACUGAUUACUCCUCCUCUAGUGAGGAGUCGGAAAGUAGUGAUGAAGAGGAGGAAGAUGGAGAGAGCGAGGCCCAUGACGGAACAGUGGCUGUCAGUGACAUACCCAGACUGAUACCGACAGGAGCCCCCGGGAGCACAGAGCAGUACAAUGUGGGAAUGGUCGGCACGCACGGGCUGGAGACUUCUCACGCGGACACUUUCAGCAGCAGUAUUUCAAGAGAAGGAACCUUGAUGAUAAGAGAGACGUCUGGAGAGAAGAAGCGAUCUGGCCACAGUGACAGCAAUGGCUUUGCUGGCCACAUCAACCUCCCAGACCUGGUGCAGCAGAGCCACUCCCCUGCCGGGACACCAACUGAGGGCUUGGGGCGCGUCUCCACCCAUCCGCAGGAGAUGGAGUCCGGGACUGAAUAUGGCAUGGGGAGCAGCACGAAGGCUUCCUUCACCCCCUUUGUGGACCCCAGAGUAUACCAGACAUCUCCCACUGACGAAGAUGAAGAGGAUGAAGAAUCAUCAGCUGCAGCUCUGUUUACUAGCGAACUUCUUAGGCAAGAGCAGGCCAAACUCAAUGAAGCAAGAAAGAUUUCAGUGGUAAAUGUAAACCCAACCAACAUUCGACCUCAUAGCGACACACCAGAAAUCAGAAAAUACAAGAAACGAUUCAACUCAGAAAUACUUUGUGCUGCUCUCUGGGGUGUAAACCUCCUGGUGGGAACGGAAAAUGGCCUGAUGCUUUUGGACCGAAGCGGGCAAGGCAAAGUCUAUAAUCUGAUCAACCGGAGGCGAUUUCAGCAGAUGGACGUGCUAGAAGGGCUGAAUGUCCUCGUGACGAUAUCAGGAAAGAAGAAUAAGCUACGAGUUUACUAUCUCUCAUGGUUAAGAAACAGAAUACUACACAAUGACCCAGAAGUAGAAAAGAAACAAGGCUGGAUCACAGUCGGGGACUUGGAAGGCUGCAUACAUUACAAAGUUGUUAAAUAUGAAAGGAUUAAAUUCCUAGUGAUUGCCUUAAAGAAUGCUGUGGAGAUAUAUGCUUGGGCUCCUAAACCGUAUCAUAAGUUCAUGGCAUUUAAGUCUUUUGCAGAUCUCCAGCACAAGCCACUGCUUGUGGAUCUCACGGUGGAAGAAGGUCAAAGAUUAAAGGUUAUUUUUGGCUCACACACUGGUUUCCAUGUAAUUGAUGUUGAUUCAGGAAACUCUUAUGAUAUCUACAUACCAUCUCAUAUUCAGGGCAAUAUCACUCCUCAUGCCAUUGUCAUCUUGCCUAAAACAGACGGAAUGGAAAUGCUUGUUUGCUAUGAGGAUGAGGGGGUGUAUGUAAACACCUAUGGCCGGAUAACUAAGGAUGUGGUGCUCCAAUGGGGAGAAAUGCCCACGUCUGUGGCCUACAUUCAUUCCAAUCAGAUAAUGGGCUGGGGCGAGAAAGCUAUUGAGAUCCGGUCAGUGGAAACAGGACAUUUGGAUGGAGUAUUUAUGCAUAAGCGAGCUCAAAGGUUAAAGUUUCUAUGUGAAAGAAAUGAUAAGGUAUUUUUUGCAUCCGUGCGAUCUGGAGGAAGUAGCCAAGUGUUUUUCAUGACCCUCAACAGAAAUUCCAUGAUGAACUGGUAACAGAAGAGCACUUGGCACUUAUCUUCAUGGCGUUAUUUCUAAUUAAAAAGAACAUAACUCAUGUGGACUAAUGCCAGUCUAGAGGCCGAAUCAGAAGGCUUGGUUGAACAUCCCGCUUUCCCCUUUUCCUCUCCCUCCGCCCGUCCCAGUACAACCCACAGUCCAUCUUCCAGUGUUGCAGCCUGGUUGAGAAGGAGAGAAAAAGGUGGCAGGAAUUUCCAGGAGAUCCCCAAGAAUGCUGCGUUGUCUGUGGACAGAGAUGGACCAUGUGCCCUUCGGAGUUAGGGAUAGAAACAAAUAUUGUGUGCUCUUAUGAUUCAGCUGUGUUAUGGUGGAUUUUGAGUUUUGUUUUGUUUUGUUUUGUUACCUUUUUUCUUUACCCCCUUACUUUGUAAGAAUGGGGAGAGAAUGCAUACUGAGAAAAUGAGUCUGUUUUUUAAUUCCGUCUGCCUGCUAGCUUUAAGUAUAUGGGAUGUUGUAAGAUUUCAAAUUUCAAAUGGUGAGAGAUAGCACAAUAAAUGUACCUUAUCUCCUUACGCUGAAGGCCAUAAUUGCAUAGUGGGGUAAUUUUAGAACUCUUUUGCCUUCACCAACCCAAAAGGUUGCUUUUUGAUAGCAACUGGCUAACGAAUUUUUAAGAGAAGAAAAAUACUAGUUUUCCCCUCUUUGGGGAAAUAUUAAAUGGCUAAACUACUAGCCUUAGACUAAUAAAAUCAACUACCAUUUUUGUGAGUCUGACAGGCCCUAUUUUUAUAUGGCCCUGUACGGAAUGGAAUGUGUGGAAUGGGAUAGUAGUGCCAUUGUGUCGAGUUGGCUCUAAUGAGUGAGGGACUCUGUAACACAACUUUCCCUCAGCUAUUAUGCAACAAAUCAGGGCAAAAGAUGGGAUGACUGAUGGGGUCGGACGAAAAGAGCUUCUGGGAAACUAAAAAAAAUUUAUAUAUAUAUGUCCAUAUAUAUAUAAUAUAUAUAUAUAUAUACACAUUGUUUUUUUUAAUGCACAAGCCUCCAGCUAAGAGGUCGCGUGCUUUGGGCUUCAUUAGGAGUGAGACAUUGUUGAGUUCUUUCUGGGAAUGGAGGAGUGAAUGACAUCCAAGCUCUGGUCAUUCCCAGCUUUCUCCUGAGGGUGCCACUUUCUCAAGAUGAAAACUAUGACUGAAAAAAUAAUAAUAAUAAAUGUUUCUGAGCUGCCUGUGUUCUCUCUGGGUUGGUGAGAGAAGGGAUGAGACUACCAAGCCUGCCAGAGACACAGCAGGCACCAUUGGUUCAGAGUUGAUAGAACUUAAAAGCAAGGCUUUGGCCAAAUUUCUGAGACCCUAAUCAUUUUACCUUCCUCCAAAUUACCCAACAUACGGUAAACAACAUUUGUGCAGAGAUAUGUAUGUAUUUAGUUCAGGUUGACUUGUGUCCUUAUAAACUCUUACUCGGAUGAUUUGAACUUUUACGUGACUGUCUGGGUUUUUUUUUUCCAAAGCUACAAGCAUGGCCGCCUGUGGUAUCAAGGUGUUGCAAAACCAGAUCUGUGUUGCGCUUCCUGUUUUAACCUACCUCGUUUUGUUUGUUUUGUUUCACUGUUCAUCACAGCAGUGUUAGCUCCAGGAGACAUAUAGAGAGCUCAACUGGCAAUCUCAGGUGUAUUUAAUUUUUUUAAACAAAACAGUAGUUGACCAAAUUGUUCUGGAAAAAUUAAACCAAAAAACUCCAACAACAACAAAAAGCAAAUGUGGCUUAUUUCUGAAGAAAAUGAUUAAUGUAAACAGAUUUUCUUUCUAAAGUCUGUAAUCCUACCGAUUUUGCCUAAAUGCAUUAGCAGCUGAUGUACUAUUAAUGAGAACGACAUACACGUUAGGACAAUGGAGCAUCUCAAUCUGGUGGUCUGGGCCAACAGAGUAAGGGCAUGGGGAAUUAUUCCAGUUCCUAAAGGAGACGAUUCUGCCCCUCCUGUAAAGGUGGUUAGUAUUUGCAUUUAUUCUAAACAGGUAACAUGAGAAUGGAACUGAGGAUUAUCUUCAGGCGAUCACCAAGAUGUCCUCACCAUGGUCCCUUUAGCUCUCAAAAGCAAUGAAAUCCCCCUGUUCUCAUUUUUACUGCUGUGGUUCUGCUGCUAAACAAUCCUAUCUUCACAAAUUCCAUGCAACAAAUUCAGCAAUAACCUUUUGGAUUGAAUCUAGCAACUACUGUAAUUGGAUGCCAAUGUGGACAAAAUAUAUUGAUUUGGGUCUCAUCCCCAAAUGCGAUUGCCACCAGCUCUUUAUAUUGCUGCUGUGGUAUUUUGAACCAGAAGCUUCUUUAAAUUAUGUUGCAAACUGAUCUUUGUUUUUAUGUUAUGUUUUGUUUUUAUUUCUAAGUGAUGAGUUCAAAACACACAGCUUUAAAUGAUUUUUUUAUUGUGGGAUUUUGGGUACAGUUAAGAAAUAAAAGGGAAUCAUUGUGUUUAAACAUAAGGUAGUUUGUGAAUGUAUUUUUUAAAAUCUAGAGUCAUUGAAACAAAAACUCAUAAAACAAUAUUAAUGCAGUCUUGUUUACAGUAUGUACAGUGACAUAACAUAGAACAUGAGCUUUUUCUGGUGCCAACAAUAAUAAAACACAGACGUUAAACAUCAA
Suricata suricatta (meerkat) is the source of this 7029-nucleotide messenger RNA. RefSeq names its product TRAF2 and NCK interacting kinase (gene TNIK). Bases 343 to 4425 code for a protein of 1360 amino acids. Gene Ontology annotation, molecular function: ATP binding; protein kinase activity. Gene Ontology annotation, biological process: protein phosphorylation. The transcript has 33 exons. Lineage: Eukaryota; Metazoa; Chordata; Mammalia; Carnivora; Herpestidae. The record is from RefSeq and is a predicted model, not a curated record.